AUGGUGAAAUGGCUGCAAGAUAAACAAAUACCGUUUAGUCCCGACUUGCGAAAAUGGGAAAUCUAUGAAGUUAUAAAGCUACAUAAACCACCCCAGCCAAAAUAUGCAAUCGAUGCAAGGGCGGCCGAAUUAGGAUACUCGGUGAUUCGGCUUCCGCCAUACCACUGCCACUACAACCCCAUAGAGAUGGUAUGGGGGUAUCUCAAAGGGUACGUAAAAGAAAGAAACAAGACUUUUAAGUUGGGUGACAUCCAGAAGCUGUUCAUGGAAUCAAUCAGCACCGUCACGCCAGAACAGUGGAAGAAGUACGUGGACCACGCCAAGAGAUCUAUCGACGCCGACUGGACAAGUGAGGGGCUGAAUGACUCUAGCAUCCAGGACUUUAUCAUCAACUUGUGUCCAGAUGACUCCGACGAUGGAUCAAGUGACAUUGAUGACGUGUCUGAUGAAGAUCUGGAUAUUUGUCCUUUAGACUAG
Molecule: messenger RNA, 477 nt
Organism: Macrosteles quadrilineatus (aster leafhopper)
Lineage: Eukaryota; Metazoa; Arthropoda; Insecta; Hemiptera; Cicadellidae
Exons: 1
Coding region: 1-477 (158 amino acids)
Molecular function (GO): nucleic acid binding
Source: RefSeq, a predicted model, not a curated record